UAUUACUUUAACAUGGACGAUAUUAGAAGAUUUAAUGAAAAACAGCAGAUCAAAAAGGAGACAAUGAACGAUUCCCCAGAAAGACAGGCUGAAACAUACCGUAUGAUCCAAGCAAGGGAAGAUUUUAGCUCAAAUCCACUCCAGGCUACAUUCAACUUCCUUUUUCCAUACUUUAGGCUGAAUUCGUUCACAGUUAUUUACUUUAUCAUCUGAGUUCUCGCCUAUGGAGUCCAGUAUUUUGUGUAUGCUAACCACACAUGGACAUGAACUUUGUAUAAAUGAGGAGCUAAUUACUUACCGUCGAUUCAAAGAUUGCAUCAGUUCUACCGGUUAAUUGCUCCAACUGUUUUGCAUCUCAACAUCUGGCACAUCCUCAUGAAUUUGUUUGCUCUACUUAUGUUGGGCAACAGCAGCGAGCACUUUUUGGGAAGCUUCAAGUUUUUCUUAUUGCUGAUCCUCUCCGGCAUUACGGGAAACCUCUUCUCAGCCUCAUUCUCCGAUCCAUGAGGACUUGCAGUUGGAGCAUCUACCUGCAUUAUGGGAGUUUUAGCAAUGCAUUUGAUUUGGUUUUUUACUGUUUGGAGGCAUCUAGGACCAUUCAAGUAUAUCUACGCAGUUUACCUCGCAAUAAUGACUGGUACUCUGCUCUUCGGUGGAUUUUCAUACAAAGCCAGCAACGUUGACUCAUGGGGGCACAUCGGUGGCUUCAUUGCCGGUUUGUGCUUCACUCUUGCUUUAUAUGAAGGUGCUAGACAGCAUGAAAUACUAAGAAAAUUCAGAGUUCUAGCCUCUGUAGUUAUUAUCCUACUCGUAUGAGCUUCUACAGGUUGGAUCUUGAUCAGAGAAACGAAUAGAUGCCAUGCCAGAGUUUGAUAAAUUCUUUUCCCU
Molecule: messenger RNA, 888 nt
Organism: Moneuplotes crassus
Lineage: Eukaryota; Ciliophora; Spirotrichea; Euplotida; Euplotidae
Source: the annotation of a GenBank genome assembly